AUUCCAUCGUGUUUAUUAUUUAACAAUAAUUUCCUACUAAAUAAUUAAAAAUGCAGCUCGAUUCUGUACAAAUAAAUCCGGACGACGUUAAGGCGGCACUAAAAGGCGUAGUGAAAUUCGCCUCGGAAAAUCCGAACCUGCAAAAGCAGCUUUUCAGCGAAGAAUUUCCGAUUUUCCUGCAAAUCAACUCCUUUAAAAUCCCCAAGGCUCGAGGGGCUGUAAAAAAAGUGUUCAGAGUACCUUUGAAGAAUUCUCCUUUGCCUCCUGACGCUGAUGUUUGCCUCAUUGUACCUGAUGUAAAAGGUAUUCCGAAUAAAGAACACGAAAAACAUGUGGAGCAUUAUGAGGCAAUUCUACUAAACAAAAAUGUAACAAACAUCAAGAAAAUUAUGACUUUCCACGAAUUCAGGACCGAGUAUGAUACUUUUGAGCUCAAAAACCGCUUAGUAGAUCUCUAUGACAUAUUCCUAGUUGAUGGCAGAAUUAGUGGUAAAGUUGUCCACAAAUGUGGCAGCAUUUUCUACAAAAAACGCAAAGUGCCUGUAGCGAUAAAACUACACAUCCCCAAACUCAAGGACCACCUAGAGCAAGCCUUGAAAAAGGCCUUUUUCCAAAUAAGCCUGAAAAGCGACAGCAAUAUGGUACAAGUUGGCUACAGCAAAAUGAAGUUAAAACAUUUGAUGGACAAUGUACAAAGCGUUGUACAAUUUAUUAAACGGAAAUUCCCUGGAGGCAUUGAAAACAUCAGAAGCCUAAAUGUAUACGCUCACAGAGGUUCUAGUAUACCAAUAUAUUUUUCUUUGAAGAAUCCAAAUGAAAUUAAAGUGCCUAAGCUAAUAAACAAGAAGCCUAAAGCUUAUAAGGCUUAUAAGGGAGAAUUGACUACACAAUAUAAUGCUGAGGUUAUUGUCAAGCCUACUGGAGAUGUUUUGGUGAAAAGGAAGAAGACGAAACAAUAAUAAUUAAUGUAUAAAUAAUAAUAAUAAUAAUAAUAAAACACUUGAUUUUUCCUUAUAAUGUACUUUAUUUUGAAAUAAUUAUUAUUAUGACACAGUUUUAUUUUAUUUUAAGUUUAGACUGUGAAAAAUCAAUUUUCAUCUUUCAACUAAACAGCUACCGUGUAAAAAAAUAAAAAUUUUACAAUAUAGUUAACAUUUUUUUUUUUAGGCCCGGUUUAUUCAUCUUUAGCUUUUAUCAAAAGGUGAAUAAACCGGCUCUUAAAAGAAUAAAUCACAAUUUAUUUACAAUAUGCAAAGGAAAACUGUAAGUUACAGGGUAGCGGAAUGUUUAAGCAAUUUUUUUUUAUUAAUCUAACUUGGACAAACAAACACCCUCCCCAAUAUCAUUAAUAAAUACAUUUUAAAAAGGAACAAUAUUGUCCAAUAGUUAAGCCUUAUUCGAGUACAGUUUAAGUCCCAAUAAAAUAAAAAAUAUUUGUGAGAUUCGUUUUAAGUCUAAAAAUCACAUAUAAAGCAUAUUAUACAUUUUUGCUAAAAUUUACAAGAAAUACUUGAGGCGUUUAUACAGAAUUUAUUUUUGUGUAUAAAUGCCGCCAUAUUUAUUUUCUGUAUAAGUCAUGCUAAAUUAAUUUAUUUGAGGCCGAUUUAUAAUAUACCACAAACUUCAAGUGACUUAGGAUCAGUUUAUUAAUGGACAGUUAUCUAAUGAUGAUUGGUAGCUAAACUAAAUAACUGUCCACUGAUAAACUAGUCCUUUAAGAAUUACUUGAGUUUCUUAACAGAGCUGGGCAGGGCUU
Ceutorhynchus assimilis (cabbage seed weevil) is the source of this 1756-nucleotide messenger RNA. Lineage: Eukaryota; Metazoa; Arthropoda; Insecta; Coleoptera; Curculionidae. The record is from the annotation of a GenBank genome assembly.